Messenger RNA from Saccharomycopsis crataegensis, 3051 nucleotides. RefSeq names its product pseudouridine synthase PUS7 (gene PUS7). Bases 1 to 3051 code for a protein of 1016 amino acids. Gene Ontology annotation, biological process: pseudouridine synthesis; tRNA splicing, via endonucleolytic cleavage and ligation. NCBI's taxonomy places the organism in Eukaryota, Fungi, Ascomycota, Saccharomycetes, Ascoideales, Saccharomycopsidaceae. The record is from RefSeq and is a predicted model, not a curated record. The transcript has a single exon. Gene Ontology annotation, molecular function: ATP binding; RNA ligase (ATP) activity; pseudouridine synthase activity. Gene Ontology annotation, cellular component: nucleus.
AUGUCGGAAAUUAAGGAAGAUCCCACCGUUUUGAAGCGUCGUUCAGAUGAUAAUGAUGCGGCAGAAAUUGCUGAAAAAUCCGCCAGUAAGAAGAUCAAGCUUGACCUUCAAGAACCUGAGAAGUUAGACGUUGCUGACGAGUCCAAAUCAUCUGAAGCUUCAGUCGCUAUUGAAGAAAAAGAAGCAAUUAAACCAUCUGUUGUUAUUGACAAAUACAUAAUUUUACCUAUUGCUACCAUUGGGUGUGGCAAAACAACUGUUGCCCAGACUUUGCAAAAAUUAUAUCCUUAUUGGGGCCAUGUGCAAAAUGACGACUUACCUGAAGGAAGACAUAAGCUUGAGAAAGAAUGUUUGAAAUUCUUAUCGUCAGUCUCUGAUGCUUCUAAAACCAUUCGUGAUGAAAAUAACGUAUUGUUUGUUGAUAGAAAUAACCAUAUGAUUAAAGAAAGAGCCUCAUUUUUUGAAAACAUGGAUUCCUUGAAGGCCGAGUUUUUUGGCACUGAUCCUACAGUUGAAUAUAAAUUUCACUAUAUUGCUUUGAACUUUUUGCCAAACAGACCUAAUUUGUUGCAGGAUACUAAUUUGUGGGACCUCACUCUCGAUAGAAUCGUGAAAAGAGCAUCGGAACAUCAGUCCAUCAAAACCGAUGACAAGGAUAGCCGUGCUAAAACUGAGGAUAUAAUGUGGGGCUUCAUUGAAAGAUUUGAAUCUCUUAACCCUGAAUCUCUCCCUGAUAAAUCUUUUGAAGAUAUUUUAACUCUUGAUGUUUAUGGAGAAGGUGAUAGCUCUAGAAACAAUGUUGAUAUUGUAUUGAAGCAAUUGAAAGAGAAAUUUCCAGAAACUUUGGAUAGCGAGAAAUCUGGUGCAGAAAUUGACGAAGCAUUCAAGGCUGCUCUUCAAUAUAAACCGUUGGUGAGAAAAGUGUGGCUAAGAGGUGGCAAGAGUGUUAUCUAUACAAAAAAGGAAAAAGUAUACCGUGGCAAGGCUGUAGGUGAAGAAGAUGUUGGAAUUACCAGCUAUGUGUCACCUAAUCAAUUAGCUUUUGCUGGGACCUUGAAACAGAGAUAUAUGGAUUUCUUAGUCAAUGAAAUUGACAUGGAUGGGAAUGUUGUUCAUUUGUUGGAUGAAGGGUUCGUUACCGGGCAAAAUAAGAAGCGUGAGAAAAGAUCUCAGGAUGGUUCUCAUGAUGCCAAAGUCAAAGAAGCCGAAGCGAAAGAAUCAAAACCUGAAGACACAAAGGCUAAUGAUGGAGCCGUUAACGAGUCUAAAACUGCCGAAGACUCCAAAACCGCUGAGGAAUCGAAGACUGAAAAAUCCACGGAGGAAGAAGCUAAACCAAAAUACGAAAUCACUGAUGAACAAAAAUCUAAGCUCAUUGAAGCAUUGGGGGAAUCUGACUUUAAUGCUUUGAUUGAUAUUGUGGUCAACCGCAGUAAAAUGAUGAUCAGUACUAACAAAUUUGAAAGCAAGCAACAGAGAACUGAAUUACAUCAAUUGCUUCGUAAUGCAUUCAAUGGGAAGUUAGAAUCCAUCACUAACUCUGAUAACACCAUGAAAAUUGCCAUCUCAAACAGAAAUUCCAGAGGAAACCGUAAUGGAAAUCAACAAAAGGAUGUGUUUGGCAUUGGUCCAAAAAGAUCGCAUUUGCAUUUUGUUAUGUUUAAACAAAAUAAGGAUACUAUGGAAGCGGUCAACAUCAUCGGUAAAUUGACCAGAAUGGGGACUAAGAUGAUUAGAUAUGCUGGUACCAAGGACAAGAGAGCUGUCACAGUUCAAAGAAUGUGUAUUACCGGAGGAGAUGUCGGCAGAAUUAAUAGUUUGAAUAAGACCUUGAGAGGUAUAAAAUUGGGAACUUUCAGUUAUCGUGAUGAAGGUAUGAAUUUGGGUGACCUUAAGGGGAAUGAGUUUGUGAUUACCAUUAGAGAUGUUGAAAAGGCUGGUGAAGAUAAUCAAAAAUCAAUCAAGGAGAUCAUUACCGAAAACUUCGAAGGGUUGAAGGAGCGUGGGUUUAUUAACUACUUUGGGAUGCAAAGAUUUGGUACUUUUUCGGUGUCAACCCAUGAGGUAGGUAAAGAAAUUCUUCUUGGUAAAUGGGAGGAUGCAUGUGAGUUAUUGUUAUCUAACCAAGAAUUUGUAUUACCAGAUUCGGUUCAAGCAAGAGAGAUAUGGGAAUGUACCAGAAACCCAAUAUGGACUCUUGAAUUGAUGCCAAAGAAGUGUGCUGCUGAAACCUCUAUUUUGAGAACUUUGGCAGACAGUUAUAGAUCUACCGGAUCGAGCAAAUUUGAGUCAAAUGUCUAUUUCCAAGCAUUAAUGAAGAUCCCAAGGAACUUGAGAAUUAUGUAUGGUCAUGCUUACCAAAGUUAUGUUUGGAACUGUGUUGCCAGUAAAAGAUACGAAUUAUUUGGUUUGGAAGUUGUUGCUGGAGACUUGGUUAUCGAUGAUGAAGAUAAUGUCGCCAAGAAGGUUGAAGAUGAUGACGAAGAAUUGGAAGGGGGUGAGGACAUUAGAAAAGCCAAAUACAUUAGGGCUAGACCAAUUACCGAGGAAGAAGUUAAGGCUAAAAAAUUUUCAGCUUAUGAUGUUGUUUUGCCAACCCCAGGUUUUGAUGUUGUUUAUCCUGAAAAUUCAGAUAUCAGACAAGUUUAUGUUGAUGUGAUGAGUAAGGAUGGAUUAGAUCCUUUCAACAUGCAAAGAAAUAUUCGUGAAUUUUCAUUUGCCGGAUCUUAUAGAACUGUUCUUAAUAAGCCGAAAAACUUGGAGUUCCAUGUUAGACAUUAUGAUAGUCCAACUGAUGAACUAGUUGCCGAUGAUUUGCAAAUGUAUCAAAACUUCAAAAUGGAAACUUUCAAAAGACGUGUCGAAGAUGAAGUGAAGUACGAAUUUGAUGGUGCCAAAAGAUUUUUACCUGAAAUCGACAACAAUAAGUCUAAAUUGGCAGUUAUUGUUAAAAUGCAAUUGGAUACUUCUACUUAUGCCACUAUGGCUUUGAGAGAAUUGAUGAAAAUCGAUACUACACGUCGUGGGGAAAGUUUGAGCGUCAGAACUUGA